GAUGCGCGCAGACAUGACGUCAGCUUGACGCACUCGGUGCAGUCGCGGACAGACGCGCGCUCUGGAACAAUCGCAGGUCGGCGGAUUGGCGCGAGGAUGGAUCCAAAAAAUGCUCAGUAACGGGAGCAGCGGACAGACCGGGACCGGGGCGGGGAGCUGCUCGGUCCAGCUGCCGGCUAUGGAGAGACCCAGGCCGGGGACGGUGACGGUGUCCGCGGUGAGCCUGGUUCUCAGCUCGCUGUCCCUCCUGCUGCUGGUCACCGCCAUCAGCACCGACCACUGGUACGAGACCGACACCCGGCGCCACAAGGACAACUGCGACCGCUACGGCUCCGACUCCAACGACCAGAAGAACCGGGAGAUGCCCAUCUACCAUCUGCCGCUGGUGGACACGGGCCACCGGGACGUGGCGCUGAUGAAGCCGGUUCAUGUGGGCAGCAGAGAGGAGGAGCUUCUGGAGAACUGGCGGGCGAUCCUGGGGAUGGGAAUCCUGGAGACGGAGUGCGGCAGGCCGCUGUUCUCCACGCACUCCGGCCUGUGGAGCAAGUGCUACUUCAAGGGCAAGGACCGGGACAUCGACAAGCUGAUCGACCGCGGGAUUGCAGAUCGCUGCACAGCUGUCAAGUAUCAUUUCUCACAACCAAUCAGACUGAGGAACAUCCCUUUGAACUUGACCCGGACCAUCCAGCAGGACGAAUGGCAUCUGCUGCACCUGCGUAGGAUCACGGCGGGCUUCCUGGGCAUGGCGGCAGCUGUCCUGCUGUGCGGCAGCAUCGUGGCGUCAGUGGGGUUUUUCUGGGAAGAAAGUCUGACGCAGCACGUGUCCGGUCUCCUCUUCCUCAUGGCAGGAAUCUUCUGCACCAUUUCUCUUUGUACAUAUGCAGCCAGUGUGACCUAUGACCUCUCCAGGAACCCUCCCUUCAUUUACGGGCUCCCAGCCGACGUGGACCACGGUUACGGCUGGUCCAUUUGCUGCGCCUGGGCCAGCCUCGGCCUCACCGUGGCCUCGGGCUGUGUCAGCACCAUCUACCCCUUCCUGAACCAGGCUCAUGCGCUGCGUUCCAAGACUGCCUGCGAGUCGUCCGUCUGAGUGGCCGGCUGUUAAUCAAACACGACGCCGCAGAGGAAUGAACCGCCAAACGUACGGUGACCUCAGACAGCUCAACACAGAUGACAUUUAUUUGUCCGUGUUAGUUACUGGCAAGGUGGAGGGCAGCCUGCGGGUGGCGCUGCAGACACUUGAUCAAUCACAUGCACUGACCUCCAGCUGCGUCCUGUUGUGGGUGUUAAACGCAGCGUGGUGCUUUCACGUGUUCGUGGACUGUGCAGUGACACAUCAGAUGACAUUAGUUCAGGCAGACAUUCAUCGGAGGAUUAUGCUCACUUGAUCUCGACGAUCGCGCCUGAUCAUCCGGGUUGGGUCGGGGUCGUUUGGCCCUGCUGCUGUAACGUUGUGGAUCUUAUCAGUUAUCAACCAAUAAAUUGCUAUUUGGUGGACACGUCAUUCCCACAUGUGGGCGGUACCAUGUACCAAAGUGAUGUCAUUGAAGACAGAUUUUGUACCAUAGAUUUGGGGGCAGGGCCUGAAUGUGAUACUAAGUGUUCGCAUUAAGAGACACGUCAAAUGUGUGAAAAUGUCUUGUCAUCAUUUUAGUUUUGGCUUCCCAAAUCUGUGUCAAUUACCCAGAGCAGCUGUCAAUCACAGGCUCCUCAGGUGUAUGCGUUCCCUGCCCCUUUUUAAUUUCAGCCAAUGAAAUGUUUUGUUAUUCACAAUCACCAAUAGACAGGUUAAAGGUUAAUGGAAAGUAUCUGACGGCUGUUUUUCUGAUCACUGUAUUUUUGCUUCUGUGACUUCUUGCUUGUGACAUCAGUGGGGAUGUCACUGAUAAGCUCCUCCCCUCUGAUCAAAUUGUGUAGUUAGAAUGGAAACCAGUGUGAGGCCUGAGUGUGAACUGGGACAAAGAACGGGUUCAGUCAAACACGAUGUUAAUGACAAUCAUCUGGUGGCAAUCAAACAGAAACUUCACAAGCAAAACAGGAAGAUGUUGGCAUUCGGCCUUUGACCAGUAGGAGGCAGCAGUGAUACUCUUUGGCCACUUCAUUAGGUAGGAAGGUGUUCCUAAUAAAGUGGCCUCCAACAACAGCAGGUUUAAUGUCGUUAAUGUGAUAUUUUAUGUCUUUGACGUUCAUUGUUUGUGACAGAUGUUCCAUGAGGCAGAGUUAGAUUUUACUGGUCAAACUUACAAAUUAGGGUUUGUCUUUCAGGGUCAGUGAAUCCACUACAGAUCUGCAUUAGGAUUUGGCACAACUUUUACACCGGAUGCUCUUCCUGACACAAUUCCAUUUCCACAAGGAAAAACAUGCGGU
Molecule: messenger RNA, 2367 nt
Organism: Thalassophryne amazonica
Lineage: Eukaryota; Metazoa; Chordata; Actinopteri; Batrachoidiformes; Batrachoididae
Gene: tmem178
Product: transmembrane protein 178
Exons: 4
Coding region: 110-1090 (326 amino acids)
Biological process (GO): regulation of cytosolic calcium ion concentration; negative regulation of osteoclast differentiation
Cellular component (GO): endoplasmic reticulum membrane
Source: RefSeq, a predicted model, not a curated record